UUCUCAUCUCGGUUACCUUCCUAUUCCGUGCUACUAGAUUAAUGGUCGCGCUAGCCCGUGCCGUGUCGGAUCGUCUUGGGUCGUUUCUGCGUAAAUACAUUUGUCUGGCCGCCAAACGGGUGUACCAAUGGAUGCGAUAGCGUGCGCGAUGUAAUUGAACGCACGAGCCACGAAGCUGCGACGAAAAGCGGCUCGCUCUCGCUCUACAUGCCGCGGAAUUGAAGGAAGUCGUCGACUGCGCUUUCGAAAACACCCUGGAUACCGUACGGCGUCGUUGGGACGCUUAGGAGGAGUAUCUACUGGCACUGUAUGUGCAUCAAGUUGUAGCAUUUCGUAUCAGAAGCGAUAUCAAGAUGGCACCGGUACCUUUGGAGGGUCAUCAAACUCCCGUCACGAACAACAUACCGCAGGAAGGCAAUCGUGGCGGCUCCAUAUCCUUGGGCAUGCUCAUAGAUUUUAUCAUCCAACGAACGUAUCACGAGCUCACCGUUCUCGCUGAAUUGCUACCUCGCAAAACGGAUAUGGAACGCAAGAUUGAAAUUUACAAUUUCUCCGCCCGAACGAGGCAGCUGUACGUUCGCCUAUUGGCGCUGGUGAAAUGGGCGAAUAGUGCGUCGAAAGUCGACAAAUCUACACACAUUAUGGCGUUCCUAGAUAAGCAGUCGUUACUUUUUGUCGAUACCGCGGACAUGCUGGCGAGGAUGGCUCGUGAAACCUUGGUGCACGCCAGACUUCCGAAUUUUCAUAUUCCCGCCGCCGUGGAAGUCCUUACCACCGGGACGUAUGGUAGAUUACCGGCUUGCAUUCGAGAGAGAAUAGUGCCUCCGGAUCCCAUCACUCCUACAGAAAAGAGAAGUACUUUGCAGAGAUUGAAUCAAGUUAUUCAACACAGAUUGGUCACCGGAAACUUGCUGCCACAGAUGCGUAACUUAAAAAUCGAGGCAGGAAGGGUGACGUUUCUUGUCGAGCAAGAGUUUUCGGUGUCUCUGACGGUCAUGGGUGAUGGACCGGCAGUACCCUGGAGAUUGUUAGAAUUGGAAAUUCUGGUCUCGGACAGGGAGACCGGCGAUGGGAAGGUAUUGGUACAUCCUUUGCAAACCCGAUAUGUUCACCAGGUUGUUCAAUCGCGACUGGCUGAAAGUACUAAUCCACUGUCGGAGGUGUAUCACAUCUUGCAUUACUUCUGUCAGUCGUUACAACUAGAAGUUUUGUAUUCUCAAACGUUAAGGCUGAUCCGCGACAGAUUGGACGAUCAUAUUCACGUGGACGAAUACACGCCUGGCAAAUGUCUCUCCGUAUCUUAUUGGAGGGAAUUAACGAGUAAGGAUCCACGAUCGGAGCUUGGAUACAAAUUAACCGUUCAAGUGGAUCAACACGACCCUGCGAGGCCCCUCGCAGUUGUACAUAUUCCGUCGUUGGGUAGUAAGGAAAGCGAGAUAGCGCACAGAGCCAUCAGGUCGGAUCAGUUGUCAAUGGAAUGUUUACUUGUGCAUACCAUUUACAUUCGUACGCGAAGUCGUUUGUCCGAUUUGAAGCAAGAGCUACAAACGAUGCUGAAGGAUGUUGAGUGUACCUUAGCGGGAUCUCCAGCUAUUCUAUCAGUACCUAUAUUGCAACCAUGCUUACGUGCCGAGCUUUUGCUAGUCACAGUCGACACUCAUACCGGUAUGCUACAGUGUCACGUUCCUCAAUACGACGCACCGCUUGUUCCAGAAUUAACAACUGCCCUGAACGGGGAUCAUUCGCGUCUUCCGACACUUAUAUCUGAAUUGAGAUUCUGGAUAACGCAGAGACGUUGCGAAAAAACGUUGCAGCAUCUACCAGCUACCUCGCACGAACGUUUGCCUGUUUUGCAUCAUCCGGAUCAUCCUAUGUCUAAGAUUAGUCGACAUCGGAUGUUCGUACAAUUGCACAGACAUCCUACAGUCAUAUUGAUUGUCGCGUUCAAAGAGAAAGAAAGCUCGCCAUGCGAAAUAGAGUGCUCUUUUUAUCUCGCUGUAGUGAAGCACAGUUCCAUCGAAGAUGAUCCGCACGAUGAUAGUAUAGAAACGGAAAUACCGAAAAUGUAUCUCAAGGUCCAAAGCCUUAUUGAGUUUGACACUUUCGUAAUUACACAUGGCCCGUUUACAAGUGUCGAUAGUGGGAAUAAUGAUCAAGAUGGGGGGUGCAUUACAGAAGUGGUGGAGACGACCAACAACAAACGUAGAAGCACCGGAGUCGGGGGAAGGACAGACGCGGCAGGAACGCCACAGAAUAGAAGACCAAAACAUCCGGCUUACUUUAUUCCGGAGUUGGCGCACGUCGUCGCCUUGUGCGACGAGCGUAUACCGUUCGUAACUCUAGCUCAAGAACUUACUAGACGAGAGAUAGCCCAUCAAGGUCUCCAGGUUGAGGCAAAUGCCACGGCAUUGGUGCUCAAACUUGUUCAAUUACCUGCGCCAUUGCCGACCACGGCUACGAGCAGCGCUUGGCAUGCUCUUCUUAAGAGGCUCCUGAGCGUCUCGAUUAGAGUUCAGGGCAAAGGCAUGGCUAAAACUUGGACGGUGGAAUUUGUAUUUUGCGGUAGUCCCCUCUCUAGCAGUCAUUCCAAAGAACAAGGUUUACGAAGACCAGUCUAUUUUCAAUACGAAAUGGGUACGGCCGAUACCGUCUCCCGCACUGUAGAUGCCUUAUUAAACGAUUGGGCACAGAUAGUGCAUUUGUACUCGAUUGUCUCCGAUUUAGCUGAAUAUUUCAAAAUGGAGAAAUACAACUUGCGCAACAUGGUUAGCGUUAAGUCUUACAGCUACAGCAAGCUGGUUCUCGCGUAUGGUCCAAAUCAAGGUGCAACUGUGACUGUACAGUGGAGUACAAACGACAAGGCUUUCAAGCUGGUAUUUGGUAGAAGUCCAACGAGCACGGUGUUCAACGCGCAUUCCAUAGUGAAGGAACAGCUAGAGGCUCAUUUGAAUAGAUAUAUGAAUCUGGCACAAAUUAUUUAUAUACUUAACGAAACGCUUCAGCCGCUCACGUCGAUCAAUAAAUUACCGUCGAUCCCUCAGUUAUGCGUGCAUGCGAGACCACGAGUGCCGGUACAAACGUUUACUGUUAUCCCACAAUGUGUCACUUUAGUAAGGAUAGCGUAUCAAGGAAUGUAUUGUUUGGAGUUGCGUAUGCGAAGCGGAGGUCUGGUGAGUUUACGCGACGGUGCUUACAGUCGUUUUGACAGAAGCAACGUCGUCGACGAGUUCACACCUACGCAAGGCCUAAAGGCAUUCCUGUCGAAAUAUGUCGACGAGAAUGCGGUAUCUAGAAGGAGGUCUCAGUCGGAGGACGAUAAUCCACCGUCGCCCGUCACUAUGGACAGCGACGGUGCUGGAGGCAACGUGGGCUUCUUAGGUCAUCAUAGAAGCGGGCCGCAAUCGCCCGCCCAACAACGCGAGGGGCUGAGAUUUCAUCCGCCGCUCACACCACCGUCCGGUAGUAAUCCUCACACACCAGCAAGUCCUCAUACUGCAAAUAUAUCCCAGGCAAAUCAACAUCAAAGUUUCGGAAGCAGUCCUGCGACUUCAUUUAAUUUAGCAUCUCCGCCGUCGUUACCGCCAAAUACACCUAAUAUGUUACCACACCCGUCUCCUGGUUCAGGACUCGUUGCGAAUAGUCCUCUAAAUCCGAUGCAUGUUCCUAGUCCGGCUGGUCUCAUGCCAACGUCAUCGCCUGGACCUUGUAGUAAUGUUCAAGUAGGGCACUCUCCCGCUGGAUCGUUCAUGCAAACAGGUCAUAUCGACGGCAGUCCUUUCCCGGCUUCUCAAAGCAUGGCUUCCCCGGCUGCUUCCAACUGGCCUGGAUCUCCGAGUGUACCAAGGCCUUCUCCUGCAAGACCGGGACAAAGUCCUGGUCACGUGGCGAUGCACAGCCCGCAAGCCUCCGAUCACAAGACUGGUAGUCACAUAUCCAGAGUAUUACCGCAGAGAUCCUGGGCAGGUGCCGUGCCAACGCUUCUCACGCACGAAGCCCUAGAACUGCUUUGCUGCCCGUCCCUCCAUCCUUCCAACUUACCGGGUCCAGAUAUGUCGCCGCUCGAGAGAUUUCUGGGCUGCGUCUACAUGCGAAGACAACUGCAACGCUUCAUCCAGACGGAUGAUUGCUUAACUGGUAUGAAUGCCGAGCCUGGUGUGGUACAUUUCAAAGCCGAGAGCUUGCAAUGCAGAGUCGGAUUAAAUCCGCAACAUUUCCAAUCUCUUCACAUCAAGGUUCUCUCGCUUCCGGAUUAUAAAGAUCAAUGGAGCCUAGAAGAGUUACAGAUUAUUGAAAAGUUCUUCGAGACUCGAGUGGCCGCCCCGCCCUACAAACACAACACGCUGUCUGGCUUCGGGAGGAUGCUUAAUGUACGUUUUAAAGUGUUGAAGGACUUUGUGCAGAUAAUGAAGCUGGAGCUAGUUCCCGGUCUUGUGCAGCAACAGCAGUUGAAGUGGUCCGUGCAGUUGUGUUUGCGUAUCCCGCCUUCCGCUGGGCCAAUCGUGCCCCCUGGUACGGAAGGAGUACACGUUUGUAGGAGCAAAAUUCUAUUUUUCUUACAAAUAGUAAGAAUAGGUGUAUCGUAUCAAGGAGAGCAACCGUCCUUGGUACUGCCGUUCGUUUACGAUGUCACUACGAAUUUAACGCAACUAGCUGAGAGAAGAGAUCUCAGUCCACCUCCAUCGGCGCUCGCGUCGGCAUCCAUGCAGCUCAAGAGAUUCGCCGAGUAUGGUGCCAAUCAGUCGGAAUGCUCGUUGUUUCCAGCUGUACGGGAUCUAUUAGCUAAUUUCGUAUUACCGACGGAUCCGCAAGUUAUGUCACAGUCCCCCGCGGGAAAUCAAGUAGCCCCUGUACAGCAAAUGCAGAACACAGCAAUGCAGAUGCAUUCGCCCAUGGCAGGUGGCCAAGGUCCGCCGCAGGGACCAUACGGAAUUCAGGCCAUACAGCCGAUGGGUAUGAUGGGCGGACCGCCUCAAUAGGAUUUGCUUUACUCUCCUAAUCCCCUUUGUCUGCCGAAUCAUCCAACGUGGAUGAACUAGAAAUGUAAACGUCACCUCGAAGAAUUCGCGGGAUAAUUCGCCCGCGCUAUUCUAACACGAGAGGAUUUACAUUUCAUGGGGUAUUUUAGGAGAGAGAAAACUGUGACGUUCGUUGCACGUCUAAUCCAACGAAGAUAAAAAAUGGACAACUCUAAUAAAGUAAAAAAAUAUUACGAAUGUUCUCUACGUGAGUAACGCAUAUUCGAUACCUGAAUUUGGUGCUGUAGAUAUGUGCUUUGUAUUUUAACAUCGUCGUUAGCAAAUUUAUUGAACCAAAUGUAAAAAAUGUAUCAUAAGAAUAGUAUUAGAUUAUAUUACUUGACGUAACUGAAUUAAAAAAUUACUAUAGCUGUACUUGCCAAAAACAAUUCUCUUUUAUUUAAAUUCUGCUUCAUAUCAAAUGAUAUUCUUUGGUAAAAACUAUCUAUAUGCAAAUAUAAAAUGCGGAUCUAUUAAAGCAAGUAUCUUUUAUAACAUAAAUUAUAAAAUGUGAAUACGAAAUAAUGAUGUUGCAAAUAAAAAACAUAUAAAUAUGCGAAAACGUGUAAAAAUGUUCAUAAGUACAUUGGAUGUAUUUAGGACGAGUCCGCGUACUGCGGUUUCGAAUAUAGUAUGUGAACAACGAUUUUAUCGGACGUACAAUUUUUAUAUACACAUAUAAAAGUUGCAUACUCUAUAAUCAGCAUGUUUGAUAAUGUUAUAAUAAGCUGUCUGUAUUUAAAUGUUUCUGUGUCAAAUUAAUUUAAAUAUCUUGCAUUCGUGUCCACAUCUGGGAUCGAUUGAUUCUUGAUGUGACCGCAACGAAUCGAUAGAAGAAAACAAUUCGCAUUACACAUUUUAUCUGGCAUUUAUGAAUAAUAUAUAUAAAAUUUUUAUUUUGGUUCUGUGUGUAUACAGCUUCUUUCUUUUUUUACAAAAAACAUAUAAUACUCUUAACAAAAAUCAAUCGUACUAUAUUCUUAAUAUAUGCAAUUGUACAGUACUCAUAGUUAAUAAUAAUGUAUUGGAAUACAACUGUAUAUCUCAAUAAUCGCAUCUCAAAUAUAUACACUUUUUAGGUCAGGUA
Molecule: messenger RNA, 6102 nt
Organism: Vollenhovia emeryi
Lineage: Eukaryota; Metazoa; Arthropoda; Insecta; Hymenoptera; Formicidae
Gene: MED14
Product: mediator of RNA polymerase II transcription subunit 14
Exons: 25
Coding region: 354-4976 (1540 amino acids)
Biological process (GO): regulation of transcription by RNA polymerase II
Cellular component (GO): core mediator complex; mediator complex
Molecular function (GO): transcription coregulator activity
Source: RefSeq, a predicted model, not a curated record